GACACCGCUAUAUUUCUCUAUUAUUAAAAUACUUGAGAUUCGGGAAUCAGAAUAUAUUCGCGCACAUUUACGUAUCAGGAAUUUAUUUUGCACGAUGUGAAUGCAAUCGUUUUCUUUUGUACCGCAUACGGUGUGAAUUUUACGUCGAUCUGUGAUGAUUAUCGAUCAUUCGCGGCAAAUGACAAAUUAAAACAGUUUCCUCUGUGAACAUUCGACACAAUGCCCUUUUUGAAGCCACAUAAAAUCACGUGGAGUGAACGACGGAUAGAAACUUCAAAACGAAAUGGCUGGCGACACGCUGUAUAUUCGCCCGAGACAAAACGCAUUGCCAAAGCACACUACAAGGGUGAAUGGAGAAACGACAAGAGAGAGGGCAAGGGCCUAGGAGUUGACAGGUAUCAUGAAAAUUAUAUUCCCGAAUCGUUCCUUCGUAGCCACGGUUGGAUGUACGAAGGCGACUGGUAUAACGAUCUGAGACACGGCUACGGUAUUCUCAGUAAGAUUACGGAAGACGGCAAAGUGCGAAAGGUGUACGCCGGUGAUUGGGUGGAGGGACGGAAGCAUGGAUUCGGAAGUAAUUGGUACAAAGACGGUAGCUACUAUGAAGGUGCGUUUCGGGAAAACAAGCGGAAUGGCUACGGCCGGAUUUGGUACAGGUGCGGCAGUGGAUAUUACCAAGGCACAUGGUUGAAUGAUCGUUACCACGGAGAAGGAAUACUCGUUCAAGAAAACGGUAAUCUUUACGAGGGUCAGUUUACAAAUGGCAAGAAGGAAGGUCGGGGUGUCUUCUACCACUUGGACAGACAUCAAGUACAGGAGGGUCGUUGGGAGAACGACGUCUGCGUGAAUAGCACGAUAGAGGACGUCGACUGCCGGCAGCCAGCUUUACAUUCGACAUUACUCAUUCCUAUAAACGGCCGAAAAGCGAUACACUUAUAGCCGUCACGCUUACGUCUUUUCUCGAUCGGUCUGGACAAAUAUGGUUCACGUUUCUCACUGGCCUUUCCUGCAUUUUCGCAGCAAACGUAAAAAAUAUAAUGCGUGCACGUGUGACUUUUUUAUUUUUUGGCAAUCACUUAUCUCGCAGAAUGCGUUUCACACGCCAAACGGUAUACACAACACAAUACAAUCGGAUAGGUACACACCCCAGAUAACCAAGCGUGAUGUAGCAUUCUGAGCAAACGCAUUACAUGUGUUGAUAUAUAUACACACACACGCGUACAUAUAUAUACACAUAUAUAUGUAUAUGUGCUAUAUAUAUAUUUGCUAACAUCGAAAUAAAAUGAAUUAUGAAUUCAGCAACAUGACUACUUGUACGUACAAUUAGUUGAGGACAUUUUAUAAUAACAAAGAAAUGGUCAGCAAUACAUUUAUAUUGUUUACGAUAUAACAGCGACAUGACAGCAACGAGAAUGUUUGAUGACAAAUUGAUGCUGACACAUCGCUAUUAAUUAAUUGUUAAACAGAAUUUACAUGUUCAACCUAAUAGACAUAAUGUUGUCUCACCUCGUUCCGAGUUAAUCUAAAUUAGUUGCUGUAACCAUUGUUGGCAACGUGACUGCAACAUUAGGACAUUUGGUUAUCUGAGACGUUCCCGACUUCUAUCUGCGAUCGUUGAAAUGAUAUCUCGAGCGAUGUCCGAGUCGCCGCUCUUAACACUUCGUUCCUUAUUUAUAAAUUUUUACGGUAGUCGCGUACUUGAGAGUAAUGUACGUGCGCGUUGAAGAACAAUAAGAGAAGUUGCUGUCAUUGCGAGUUCCUAAAGUCUAUUUAAGAAAGAUGUCGACUUUUGUAUGUCGUUGAUGGCAAAUUUAUGUAGCAAAAUGCGUAUUGUAUAUACGUGUUGUCUGACAUGUCUAACAUACCGUCAAGACACUUAGGUUGAGUUCGGAGAGCACGCUUUUGGCGCUGUGAACGUGCUCUAUCUUUCUUCAACAUUCACUAAGCAACAAGGGUACAAUGAUACUUUUAGCGCUAAUAGCGUCUCCCCGAACCCAACCUUUUAGAAGUAUCAAAGUCGCGUUUCUCUUGGAUAAGCACGUUUUCAAAAGAUAAGUACAUAGCCAAUCGUAUUAUGUCUCAAUUAUUAAUUCGGACUGUUAUAUUAUUGCUUUUUGUUAAGAAGAUCUCUUAAUAUCUUUAUAGCAUUAUUCUUCCUACGUUUUUAAGUCGCAACGCAAAUGAAGGAAUGUGUAUUUUGUGUCUACAUAUACAAUAUAACAUUAUCGAACUUCAUUCUGCUUCCGUAUCGUACGGACGCGUGGAGUCUCGUCGCGCUUAUACUUAAUUUAUAUCACAGAGAAACACGCGUAUAAAAAAAAAAAAAAAAAAAAAA
Monomorium pharaonis (pharaoh ant) is the source of this 2335-nucleotide messenger RNA. Its product is annotated as MORN repeat-containing protein 3. The record is from RefSeq and is a predicted model, not a curated record. Bases 220 to 939 code for a protein of 239 amino acids. Lineage: Eukaryota; Metazoa; Arthropoda; Insecta; Hymenoptera; Formicidae. The transcript is spliced from 3 exons.